Messenger RNA from Caenorhabditis auriculariae, 9537 nucleotides. Lineage: Eukaryota; Metazoa; Nematoda; Chromadorea; Rhabditida; Rhabditidae. The record is from the annotation of a GenBank genome assembly.
AUGAGAAGGAAGGUGGAGAUGAACCUACCGACGGCCGCCGGGUCGACUCUGCCUCAAUGUCAGCCGCAUCACACGACUUCAGAUCACUUUCCGUCGUCAAAAAACCCCAACCAUUUUUUUUUGCCAAAGGGCAACCACCGUAGAAUGUUUAAAACGCAACGGUUCUCGGCAAAAAAAAAAACCGUCUCGUUUUUGUGUUGUGAGCGACUUUACGACGUGGUCAAUUGCAAAGUGAAAGGGUGAGGUUCAAGAUCAGACGAUGGGUCAAAAUCGAGUUAGAAAGCUGGAAACAAAAGAAACUGUCGCACUUCUUUUUCUGAGCAAAGAGAAACAAGUAGCAUGAGGUUCGCUGAAAAAAAUAUUCUAAUUUUCAAAACCGGCAACAGAAACGUAUUUCAAGGCGUACUAUAAACAGUGAAUUAUUCUCGAUAAGUACGAUACGACGUCCUCAAGUUCAGUUUCGAUUCAAAUGAAAGCCAAGCGCAAACAACAAGAGUAAUUUUGGCACUUUCAAUGCCCUCUUCAUGGCUAAGUUGAUUGUGCAAAAAAAUGCUGAAAAAGUUGAUUAAUGACGUAAUAUUUUCCUUUCGAUCUUUUUUCAAUGUUGACUUUAGUUUCGAUAGAGAAAUCGUUGAUUUGAAAUCGAAAAAAGACUUCCAUAAAAAGAAAACUAUGCCAAAGAAAUGUGAGAGGCUGCUGGCCGAUAUUGAAAACAGAUUAUUAGAGUUUUUGUCCAAAUUUUUUUGAUUUCCACGAUAUUUCAGAAAUUUUCUUGAAUUUCUUCUUUCUUUUUAACUUUUUCAUUCCAAAUAUAUAAUUUGAAAUAGAACUACACAAGUUUCCUUCAAGCCCGUUCUUUAUUUUCAGGGCGAGAAAUUUUUUGACGAAGUUUUGUUUUUUUAUUUUUUUACAUUCCGCUUUGACGUCUGAAAAAAAUGAGAAAGAAUUUGGAAGACUUGGACUGCAACGUUUUAUUUAAAGAAAAAAACCUUUUUUUACUCUAUAAAAAUGGAUGAAUAAGCUGAAUAUGCACAACGUCACCAAAAAUCAAAUCAAAACCGAAAUCUGGAAAACUUCAUGAAGGGAAGAAACACAUAAGACAAUAAGAUUGAAAGUACUAAUGAGUUACAUUUUCCGAAAUUAAAUAAAAAAGUACAAAAUAUAAAGAACAUUUCUGUUAACCGAAAAGAUGAAGAAGGGCGCUUGGAGAAAAGUUCGACUCGCAGGAAAAUUUUCAAAUUGUCGGAGUUCAUCUCUUUCUACUUUGUCGUGACGCUGAGAUUUGCUGAAAGGAAUUUGUUUCAUAUUCACCGUUUCGCUCGUUCACAAAGUAUAAUUCAUGAAGCGGUGAUAGAGUCAAAAAUUUGCGAUCCUGACCAUCGUUGUCUGUUAAUCGAAAUGCAAAAAGGAAAUUUGAAAAUAAGUUUGAAAUUUUUUAUUCUGGCGCUCACCAGGGAACGUUUUUUACCCCCCGGUUGAACUUUUGCUGAAACUUUGCUUAAGUGUACUUUAGGACCUCCUGAUUCCAGAACAAGAAAAAAAUUUCUCGCAAUAGAUCUUGUUUCUGAGUUUUGGAGCUUCAAAGUGUGCAAAAUACGCAAAUUAGGCCAAAAAAGCGCUAUUUCGGGCUUUUGAAGUGUCCUAACUCGAAAACGAGAUCUAUUGCGAGAAAUUUUUUUCUUGUUCUGGAAUCAGGAGGCCCUAAAGUACACUUCAGCAAAGUUUCAGCAAAAGUUCAACCGGGGGGUAAAAAACGUUCCCUAGUCAGUCAAUCGAACGUGUUGUCUACUGAAUUUUAUUUAAGAGUUUUUCAUUUUUUUUAUUCAUGAAUUCAAGAAAAUUUAGCAGGAUGAAAGCUCUGUUGAAUGUUUUUCGGAGUCUAAAAUUUUAAACAGUUAGAAAUUGGUCACGGAGACCUCAGAAGAAAAUCACUUGGUUCAAAUGGGGAAUUUGAAAGGAAGCAGAUCAAAAUUGAGAAGACAAGCUUCUCGACCAGCUUCAUCUGCGUGAUUCAUGUGUUUGGUCGAGUAGCGCAUGAAUCACUAAAAUAAUCAAGACUUGUAUUGGCAGGUUACGGAAAGGUUGAACUACCGUGGGGCGGCACGCGGAGCCUGACGCGGAAGAGUCGCCGUCGCGGCCUGAGUCAUUCCAGGACUGGUCUUGUCCCUGUGCCGCUGCUCAUAAAAGAGGACACGGACCGUCUGUAAAGCACACCCCCAGGCUUGCUCCAGUUCUUCAUCCGCAAUGCGCCUCCAUUACAUGUCCGACACGUUUUUUCUCUUUUUCUUAUUCGGCUGUUCAUACGUUUUUUUGGUAUGUUUUUGUUUUACAAUCUUAAGUUCGCAAAAAAAUAUACCUUUUUUUGUGAAUAAUAAAUUUUGGUGUAAUUUUUUUUCAUCAUGCGACGUCCGUAAUUUUUUUCCGUCAGCGUUUCAAUUUUAAAAAAAUAUGUUUGACAGCUUGAAAAUUAACCGUUUUUUUAAAAAAAUUUAGUUGAUUAUCAUAAAGUCUCCAUUUAAAAAUCCCUAUUGCUUCUUAUUUGUUCAACUUGAAUCAAAAAUUUAUUGAAAAAGUUUACUGGGAUCCAUUCCACAAGAGCUAUUCAAAGUUCUUUUUUUAUUUUUUUCUUCACUAGAAAGAUUUGAAAUUUUUCGUUUUGACUUUACUUUUUUUACUUUGUAGAUGAGCGGAUCUUAGGCUGUGCAAAUAUUAGCGUUUUUUUUGACAAUUUUUUGGUCGCUUCUAAUUAUUUUUAGUUGAAUGGCCUUUGUCGUUUUGUAGACAACCUUACCACUGAAAAACUUGACCAAAGAGGAAAUAGGAACAGAAAAAGCAGAUGAAGAGCCUCUGUUUUUGUUGACAUUUUCUUCUUUCGCCGAAGAAAGCUCCUCAAACAAACCAUUUGAAAACAGUGCUUCAUUGCAUGGUUCCGUAAUACAGAUCAUCCCUUCACAAUUGAAGGAAAAACACUCCAACCAAAGUUUUCGUUCAAGCUUACAUGGUUCAGGAGUAGGAUCACCGUCAGCUGGGAAUGUUUGCAUGACUCUGGAGAAUCUUCGCCCUGCGGACAAUUCUUCUCAAUUCUACGAAUGUGCUCCUUUGGGCGACGAAGAGGCAAAGGAAUUAGGAAUUGGAAUCGAUGGUUGUUUUUGACGCUUCAGAUCGAAGGGUACGGUUUGGGAGAUAAGUAUCUGGGUGUUUGGCACAAACGCGACUGUCCCAAGGACCACGAAUUCGACGAAAUCAAACAACGGUGCAUUGAACGGAGAACAUUCAGAAGGUUCUUUGGAAGUUCGAUAAAAAGUUUUGAUGAAACUUGACUUGAAGGCAACAAGCUGCAUGUGAGCAGAACUCUCAAGCUGUUGGCUGCUCAAUCGGCUGCUCGGGUGAGAUUCGUAAACUUCCAUAAAUUGAAAAAAAUGAGGGUUGAGAGGCGACAACGAUACCAACUCUUGGGUCUUCUUGCGAUUGGAGAGCUUCAACUCUCCAGAAUGACCCAGCCAGCAACGCCUACUUCUUCCAGUGCUCUCCUACUUCUCCCAGGUUUCCUUCUGUUCAUACUAUCCUCUAUAAAAUUCUGAUGAUUACUCAACCUUUCUCGCCGUCAUUUUCUCUCAUGUUUCAUCAAACUUUCUAAAAAAUAAGAACGAGAAACUGAGCUGUCAGUUUAGGUUUUUUUUAUUCGCUGAAAAAUUAGAAAUAAUGAAACGCAUGUGCUGAUGAAGUUUGAUGGAUUUCGAAAUAUUGAGCUGUUAAACUUUUUAUUUGAAACUGUUUAUUUUCGAAAAUUAUUAUGUCAGAUAUCUCAGGCAAAAACAGAAUAUAUACGUUUCUUCAAAUAAUUUUCUAGUUUUUUUCAAUUUGAUUGGAGAUAGUUGUGAACCAAACAACGAUAUCAUUUCCGACGGAAGACUGUAAAUUCAAAAAGAAAAACAUAGUUUCAGCUCUUCGUGUGGAGAAUGGAACCGCCAGCAGUGCGCUCCAGCCACAAUAUACUCUCAGGAACUGUCGGUCUGCGUGCCGAUAAAAGUGCAGAACAGCUGCCAAAAAUCAGAGGUACGAUAUCGACGUCAUCGUAGGAAGCACCAAAAGCUAAAAAAAACGGGUUCAGAUGACGGCCGUCUGCAAUUGCGCGAGUACAAACGCUUGCCCCGGCGUCGCCCAAUGCGAAAACGUUCGUUUAUGAUCAUCAGAUUAAAGUGCGAGUUCAUAGGAAUAUACGGUUGUUUCGGUUACAGAACGUGUGUUGCCAACAGACCGAGACAUUCUCACUCAACAACCUCAUUCAGCAUCAGCCGCCGUGUGAGUUGCGCUGGACAGAAAGAAGCAAUAAUGUGUCUUUUGUAGUGUGUCCAGGAUCUUAUGUACCGCCGCUCGGAUCUUGCAACGAACAAUGUCCAGAAUGUCAGUUUCGAGUUCAGUUAGAAUAAAUUAAAAAAGCCUAAAAAGUGAAUAACAACUGUGGCUUCGAGAACAAAAAAGCUCAAAACUUUACAAAGGAGCAAAAUAUCUUCUAUUUUUUGCAAAUAACUUUCCAUUUUUGCCAGGAGUUCUGGUAAUCUUGAGGAAACUCUGAAAGUACUCUCUUAAGCUAUUUAAUAAUGAAUUUUAGGAGUCCACUUAUUGAAAAAGUGAUUCAAGCCUGGAAAUUUGGGGAUUCGUGAAGUCAUUUAACACUAAAAAUGAACCUAGGCUAUAGAAAUUAUUCAUUCACUUUUUUUCACCACUGGAGAGAUCUUUUUAUCUUUCUGCUUUUCAGAUUCUGCUUGUUCGCCAGGAAUUGGCUGUUGUCCAGUAGCUGUGAACCAACAACCUCAAGGAGUCAUCCCGAUUUGUAAGCACGCACAUUUUCCAAAACUUACCUGGAACUCGAACUUGAAGCUCUAUGCCCCGGAUCGUUGUCACCUCCAUUUGGAACAUGUGGCUCUUGCCCUUCUGGCACCAUCUGCAAUCAGAAAACUCAAAUGUGUUGUCCCACUCAACAGCAACCGUCUACUGAUAUUGUCUACAAAGUUGUGCUGCUUUGUCCAGGUGAGAAAGCAAAUAACUUCAUUCUGAAAAGAUUCAUUUUUUUUUUCCAAGGAAUAUGAGACAAUUCGAGUUUUACUGAGCUUUCGUAAUCUCUCUUCCCAUUCGAAAAGUUCCAAAAACUGCUAUGCUGAUAUAAAAUCACGGCAAUCACCAAAAAAAAAAAAACAAGGAAGAGGCAGAAGAAUAAUCAGUGUUCAGACGGUACCCCGGCCACUACGCCUUGCUCCAACGGAUGCGCGGCCAACAACGCUUGCUUCCAAGGCGCUUGUUGCCCGAUCAACUGUCCUUCUGGCCAGGUUAUCAUCAACAUAAUCAUUCAUAUCACUCAAAUACUUGAUGUAAAAAAAAAGUUGUGAUAAUUUUAGAUUUAAUCUUCCGUUUUCAAAAUUAUUUCUGUUCCAAAAAUUUUAGUAGAUCAUACUUUGACCAGUUUGAUAGUUUUUCUUUGCCGAAAUCGUAAAAUCACUUCUAACUAGCAAAGUUAGCGUGGAAACCACCGGAAAAUUCAAACUUGGAGUUGAUUUCUUGGCUGAGUUUCAUUUGACUCCCUACCUCAAAGUAAAAGUACCUUUUGUUUUGAUUUAUAGGAAAAAAAACCUUAUUUUUUUUCUGUUUCAAGAUGCAAGCACUGCAAAUUUGAAUCCUCAAAGACAUUAUUUUGAAUGAUCAUUUGUUAUAAUAGUGUUAUCACUAUAAGCAGAAAACUUCUAAAUGAGGAUAAAGUCCAACAAAAAAAUAAAAUUUUUUUCAGAACGCCGUCGGUUUCUGCUCCUCAGGAUCUUGCGGGAGCGGCUCGUGCUAUGCCAGAACGACCUGCUGCCAAGAGGAAAUCCGUCUUCCGGUCUGUUCCAAUGGUCAACAAUCACAACGAAGAUGCUCUGUCUCGGCCGAGUGUGGUCCUAAUUUGGAGUGUUCCAACGGCGGCUGCUGUCCCAUGCCAUUUUGUCCGACCGGAAUCCAGGUUGAAGCAAGUUAAUCGGUUAAUUAAACAUUUGGGGAGAUUCAGGCGACCAUGAGGUGCAAUGCUUUGCUCGGAUGUGCCCCGGGAAUGUCUUGCAUGGAGGGACUGUGUUGUCCUCUUCCGCGCUGUCCUAAUGGAAUCAUUUCUCUGGGUUAGUGAUUUUUAUCGUCACCUUCACAGCGUAAACUACCUUUUGCAUGGAAUUGAAGAAGACAUGAACUGAAUGGACUUAAAUGGACAAUAGUAAACUGAAGGACACUUUGAAGUAAAGAACCUUGAAAAGCUUUGAUUUGAAAUUGAAAAAAAAAAGCGGUUUGAUCAUGUUUUUGAUUUUUUCACUUCUUUUGAUAUACUUGAUAAUGAUAAUCAAUCGCGAGUUUCAAAUUCUUCUCAAAUUUAGGAACUUGCUCGAGAACCUUCGAUUGUGGACGGAUGGGUGUUGAAUGCGCCAACGGCGCUUGCUGCCCUCUGCCGACCUGCGCAAACAACCAAUUCGCUUCUCAGAGGUUUCUUUAAUGGUCAGCUAAUCAGUUGAUAAUGGAUCAUUCGAAGAUGCUCUACCGGAUGCAACAACUGCUGCCCAACAGGUCAAGCUUGCACCAACGGAGGCUGCUGUCCACUUCCUCAAUGUUCUGCUGGUGAUUUCUCUCCCCGACAAAGAUAACGAUUCGAUUUUUUUUAGGAGUGAUUGCCGUGUCAAUGUGCUCGGGAAGUUGUUCUGCCGGCCAUGAAUGCGUCAACAACGGCUGCUGUCCUCUGCCUCGCUGUCCCAGUGGACUGAUGGCUCAACAAAGAUGUCGGCUGGGAAUUGGUUGCCCUCCUGGAAACGUAAUUUUGUUUUUUUUUUCCUUACUAAUCUAGAUCGUUCUUUUCUUGCAGUUCCUGCUUCAAAAAUCUGUCACAAUUUACUGAAUUCUCAGGUAUACGAACCUCAAAAAUUAGACUUUUAAGUUUUCUCAUCAAUUUCAUUCUUGAAAAUAGUGAAAUUUGUGAUGCUUCUUCAAACUAUUCAUUGUAGCAAUGCGAGAACGGCGUCUGCUGUCCGAUGCCAAUGUGCUCUAGCGGAUCAAUCGCUUCUUCAGUUUGUGGAAUGGCCAACUCCUGUCCUAUUGGUUACGUUUGCGAAGGUGAACUAGAAUUUAACUUUUUUUUUCCAAGAAAAGAAGUUUCAGGACGCGGAUGCUGUCAAGAACCUCUUCCAUUGUGUCCGAACGGAGGAAGAUCUGCUCAGAGAUGCUACCGAGGAGCAGAAUGCCCUCCUGGAUAUGGAUGUACACCACUAGGUAAGAUUGAGUUCGAACAUUUCAACUUUUGGCUCCGAAAGUUGUUGCUUCCAAAUUUUAUCGACGAAAAAAAUUCUUUCUCCAUGUUCCAAUUAAAAACUGGAUUCAUUUCAUUUUAACUUAAGUUUGACAUUUUAGGAAAUCAAUGUAAGAUGUUGUUGAAAAAUAAAAAUUAAUUUUUUUGAAGGAUCACCAUUUUUUUCAUUUGGUCGAAAUUUUUUUCAUUCGUGGGCAAUUCAUAAUAGGAUUGUCUCGAAUUUAAACCAUUAGUCAGACUUUCUGUGAUUUUCAUUUUAAACGAAUUUUGGACUUUUUUUACGCUCAAGUUUCAGUUUUUACGGAUUUCUCAAUGAUCACUCGUCAUUUUUUCAAGACACAAAAUAUUUAACAUUGUAUUCAAUGAACAGGGGAAAUUAUUUCGAGAUUGAAAAGUCAAUCACCAGGUUGAGCGUUUUUUUUAAUGAACCUUACAAUUUUUGAAGGAGAAACCAAAGAAUGACGUGAAGGAAAAUCUUGUUAGAUUCAGAAAAGGCUGAAAAUUACAAGAAGACUUUUUUUUGCGGAAGUGCCGUAGAGCUGUUUACAGAGAGAAAAAAGUGUUUUCCUUUGAGCUCAGUUUGUUCACAUAGAAGAUCGAAACACAGGUGGCUGCUGUCUGCUGUCGAUGGAGCCGGUGUGUCCAGCGCGAUCGAACGCCGUCUGCCAGUGUUCGCCAAACAACGCAUGUCCUAAUGGAGCUUCUUGCACUAUGGGAACUUGCUGCUCUUCUGGUUUUUCGUCGUUUCCCAGUUUUUCUGAAAAAAAGUGUUCUUCCAGCAACCGCCGUCUUCAACCAGGUGCCAGGAACGACGUGCCAAGCUUCCAGCCAAUGCAACGGAUACUCAAACAGUUGUGCCCAGUGUGUACAAGGAGUUUGUUCUUGUGUCAAUGGAGCCGCCUCGAAUGGUCGCCAAUCUGUCCACAACAUAUAAAUUGCAAGAGGGGGAGUUCAGGUGCUAGCUGCUCACAGAUCACGCCGACCGUCUUGACUUUGGCUCGAAACGGCUGCGAUCAGUAUGGUUCUCCCUGCAAGUUCUUGCUUUCCACUGCUCGCAGACGUCCCAUUUUCGCUCCCACUGGAAAUAUGACUGAACAACCGUGUCAGUUAAAAACAAUCGUUUUUUUUUUUCUCGAGAAAUGAAAUAAGUAGAGAAAAAAAGGAUAAAAUGGUAAACGAUGAAGAAGAAAAAUUUUGAGUUAAGAGAAAGUUGGUUUUCUAUCUAGCCUUCAAAAAAAGUACAAUAAAGUAUCAGUUUUAUUUUUCUGUCAAAUCCACCUUAAGCUUCUGAACUAGUCUACAAAAAAAAUUUUGAGAACUCAAAACUUUUAGAAAGUUAAGACAGUAGAUUAUCGCUUCAGUAAAUAUUCUUUACAAAAGCUCGGGGAACAAUUUUAAGGCUCUGAAAAAGACUUUAAGGCCUCCAAAAACAAACCGAUUUUCCACUAGGGUUUUGAUCUGAUGAAUUUUCUCUCGACUGAUAAUUUUCAGUGUUCUUCAACGUAGCAGCUCGCAGAAAGUGCGUUUUGGAUUCGGCGGAAGUCGAUGCCGACAGCACCUGCCUACCCAAUGAGAAGUGCAUCGACGGCGAUUGCAGAAUGUUUGUCAUUUUUAGCCACCACAUUGUUUUUUCCGCUUGUUUGUUAAGGAAGUUGUGGCCCGGCGAGUACGGAUGCUCAAGCGAUCUGGAAUGUGCUUCGCGCUGUCCAAACACCUACUGCGAGAAGAAAAAAAGCGACAAAAACGUCGCGCAGUGUCAAUGCCGCAAUGGCAUGCUGCUCUACGGACGAUGCUGUAAGUGUUUUUUUAAGGAUUUAAGUUGAUUAAAUUCUCAAUUUACUAAAAAAAUGUUGCAAGUGUCGAGACUUUUUCUGAAAGGCAUUUGUUGAUUAGUUUGAAAAAAACAAAAGAAACGAUUUUUUUGUGAAACGAAGAAGCCACGGUUCAUUUUGAACUUUUUGAUUUGAUUGAAAAAAAUUUAAACUUAAUUUGAAGAAGAAAAAAAGCAUUUUCUUUUUUUAUAAUCAUAGUCCGAAAAAAAUUGUUUCUCUAGAAAAUCAUUUUAAACUUCACAAGCACUAUAUUUUUCUUUCACAGUUUCGCAAUGCCCUCAAGGCUUCCAUGAAUCGGGAGCCUUCUGUAUGAACGACGACGAAGACAAAUUCUGGAACGACGCUUCUGCUCAAGAUAAUUUGAAAGCCCUUCUGAAUGCCGGCCAAUGCUAA